Lynx canadensis (Canada lynx) is the source of this 2317-nucleotide messenger RNA. It is a transcript of the gene GPR141, whose product is annotated as G protein-coupled receptor 141. Gene Ontology annotation, molecular function: G protein-coupled receptor activity; oxysterol binding. Gene Ontology annotation, biological process: G protein-coupled receptor signaling pathway. NCBI's taxonomy places the organism in Eukaryota, Metazoa, Chordata, Mammalia, Carnivora, Felidae. The transcript is spliced from 3 exons. The record is from RefSeq and is a predicted model, not a curated record. Gene Ontology annotation, cellular component: membrane. The coding region runs from base 424 to 1329 and encodes 301 amino acids.
UAAUAUUUCUUGACAGUUGGCCUUGUUGUCAUUUUGCAACUUGGAUUACUGUUCAUCUUUUUAAGAGCCUGGUUUUUCAACGCUAGUGUGUUUGAAAUAGUUUUGAGGUUUUGUGGUUGCUGUUGACGCUCUUACGGAACUUCGAACAUACCAGUUUCCUUUUGGUUUAGUGAACUGGCUGGGCCUUUCGAAUGCACGCAGUCCGUGGAAGUGCCCAAGCAGACUUAUUACUAGAAAAGAAUCCCAUCUGGAAUUCAGACAGGUGGCCCAUCUCAGUACCUCCCUGAGAAGUCUGGCUUUUUCAGUACUACAUGACAGAGGGAAUCUGAAAACAACUUUAAAAUCACAGAAUUGCAAGAAGUAUUGCACUUCAAAUAUGUGAAAUAAAUAUAAUGUAAACUUUAAAAAAGCGACUUCUGAAAUAUGGCUGACCACAACAGUUCUUCCUGCAGUCCUAUAUUGACACCCCAUUUAACCAGGCUCUACUUCAUAGUGCUCAUUGGAGGACUGAUGGGCAUCAUCUCUAUUUUGUUCCUGCUGGUGAAAAUGAACACGCGGUCAGUGACUACCACAGCAGUCGUUAACCUGGUGGUGGUCCACAGUGUUUUCUUGGUGACAGUGCCUUUUCGCCUGACAUAUCUCAUCAAGCACAUCUGGACAUUUGGGUUGCCCUUCUGCAAAUUUGUGAGCGCCAUGCUACACAUCCACAUGUACCUCACAUUCCUGUUCUAUGUGGUGAUCCUGGUCAUCAGGUACCUCAUCUUCUUCAAGCGCAAGGACAAAGUGGAAUUCUACAGAAAACUGCAUGCUGUGGCGGCCAGUACUGGCAUGUGGCUGCUGGUGAUUGUCAUUGUGGUACCCCUGGUUGUUUCUCAGUAUGGAAAUUCUGAGACGUAUGAUGAGAAACACUGUUUUAAAUUCCACAAAGAACUUGCUCGUGCCCAUGUGCAAGUUAUCAACUAUAUGAUAGUCACUAUUGUUAUAGCCAUUGCAGUGAUUCUCUUGGUCUUCCAGAUCUUCAUCAUUAUGUCAAUGGUCCGGAAGCUACGCCACUCCUUGUUGUCCCACCAGGAGUUCUGGGCCCAGCUGAAAAACCUUUUUUUUAUAGGAGUCAUCCUUGUUUGCUUCCUUCCCUACCAGUUCUUUAGGAUCUAUUACUUAUAUGUGGUGGCACAGUCAAGUGACUGUAACAACACUGUUGCAUUUUAUAAUGAAAUCUUCUUGAGCGUAACAGCAAUUAGCUGCUUUGAUUUGCUGCUCUUUGUUCUUGGGGGAAGCCAUUGUAGACAAAAGAUAAUUGACCUAUGGAAUUGCUUUUUGUGCCGCUAGCCACAAACCACAGUAUUCAGAAUCCCUUUAUGUUGGGAGUAAAAAUGGGCACAGAGAGGCAGGAAGCGUUAUUUCCUUACUUGAUUAAAACCAUGCCUUGAUGCAGCCAAACAAAAAGACUAUAAAAUGUCAGAGCAUUCAUUCCAGUUCUUAUUUAAUCCCUGCCAUCUCUAAAUGAUGUCUAUAGAAAGACUAGUGAUGUUCAGUCCUCUUGGAGCUGCACUACAGCAUUAUUUUCCAGUAUAAAAUGUCUACAUGGCCCAUGUAGGUACCAUGGGUUUAAUGGUUUCUGAGUUUCACCAGCUUAUUUUGGUUUCAUCAGUUUGAAACAUGGUCUUUUUCAAGCUUUGGACAGAUUUAGUCCUCUAGUUCUUUUCGUUCCACUUAACCUUAGGUAAAUUAAUCCUGGCAAUGAAUCAGCCCCAAAGGCACAAACUCUACUUGGUUAACCAGAUAAGAUGUCCAUUCAAUUCCCACCCUGACAAAUAACAGAUAAGGGUGGAGAGCAGUAAGACAUUUUUCUAGAUUAUCAUAACUUUGGUAGGAAGUCACUUAUCUAGCAAUAAAGAGAAACAGAACUCCUUGCAGCCUUCUGCGGUAACAAGGCUAUCUAGAUUUGUCCUUUAAAAAGUCAAGUUUAAGAACAUGGGAUCAACAUCCUCAAUAAAUCCAAAAAUCAUUAAAAAGUUUACUAAACAUAUAUAAAUGAGGGUGAAACUAUAAGUUAAAUAAUAUUCCUCACCAAUAUGCUGGUAAGCAUUAAAAUGAGUUCCUAAGGAAAUGAUUAAUUUUUUCCCCUUUAUGCUUUUUGAAAAUAACUCUAGAUGUCUUGAGCCACAGUUAAUUUAGAUUUUCCUUGGAAACAGAAUGUUAUACAUUUUAGAGUUCCCUUCUACCCUUAAAGUUACAAGUCUUUAAACAAAAACAAUAUUCUUAAAAAAGACCUUUUGAGAAAUCUAAAUAAAAAUUAAUUUAAGGGGCACCUGGG